Molecule: messenger RNA, 1457 nt
Organism: Cucumis sativus (cucumber)
Lineage: Eukaryota; Viridiplantae; Streptophyta; Magnoliopsida; Cucurbitales; Cucurbitaceae
Product: WAT1-related protein At1g70260
Exons: 7
Coding region: 109-1233 (374 amino acids)
Cellular component (GO): plasma membrane
Molecular function (GO): transmembrane transporter activity
Source: RefSeq, a predicted model, not a curated record
UUAUUUUCUAAUUUUCCCCACAAAUUUUUAUUGAACUUUUCUUUUUCUUGCAAUAGGUAGAGGGAGAGGGAAAGAGAAAGAGAAACUAAAAAUAAAAAUUGAAGAAAAAUGAUAAUGGAAGUAAAGGGAGGAGGAAUAUUGGAAAUGGUGGUUCCAUUUUUAGCUAUGGUCACCAUGGAGGGUUGCACAAUUGCAUUAACAAUAUUGGCUAAAACAGCCAUUACUUAUGGAAUGUCUACUUUUGUUUUUGUUGUUUAUACAAAUGCUGUUGCUUCCAUCAUUCUUCUUCCUUAUUCCUUCAUCUUUCAUUACAAUCAAAGAUUGGAAUUUCAACAAUCUUUGUUUUCCUUUCCUCUUCUCCUUCGAGUUUUCCUCUUGGGUUUAACUGGGAUAUGUAUAUCUCAAAACCUAGCAUUUUUGGGCCUAAGUUACAGCUCUCCCAUUGUUGUAUGUGCAAUGGGUCUUAUGCUUCCGGCCAUUUCCUUCCUACUCUCAAUCCUUCUCGGGAAGACAAAAAUGGAGUGGAAAAAUCCCAACUUCAUAACAAAAGUGGUUGGGACAGUUAUUUCAGUUGUAGGAGCAACAUGCGAAGAAGUUUACCUAGGCCCAACUGUACGGCAACAUCCAUCUUCUUCGACACAUUUACAGUUUAAACAGAAGCUUUUGGUGUUUACUUCAACCACAGAUCGUUGGAUUUUUGGUGGCCUUUUAUUAGCAGCUGCUACAUUAUGUGUCUCUAUAUGGAACAUUAUUCAGUUGGGAGUUGUAAAACAGUACUCGCAAGUGAUGAAAGUUGGCUCAUUUUAUAGUAUAGUGGGCACAUUUAUGUCAGCAAUUGUGGCUUACUUUGUUGUCAAUGAUUCAAGUGCAUGGACAGUCAAAUCUAGCUUCGACCUCUAUCUCAUCAUUGCAACUGGAACUUUUAGCGGUUUGAUUCGAAAUCGAGUGCAAAUAUGGUGCAUGCAAAAGAAAGGGCCGUAUUAUGUGCCCAUGUUUAAGCCUUUUGGUAUUCUGUUUGCUACCUUCUUUGGUGCCACCUUCUUUGGCGACACUUUUCACUACGGAAGUGUGAUGGCAGCAUUUAUAGCUGGAAUGGGGUAUUUAACAGUAAUGUGGGGGCAAAUUAACGAAGAUCGUGGAGUAGGAAAAGACAAAGAUAUUAACAAGAACAAUGAUGAUUCAUUGUCUUCAGCCAAAGUUCCACUUCUUGAUGAUGAAGAAUCAAAUGUGUAAAAACUUGAAAUAUAUCCAAAAAAUUAUGAUCAGAAAACAACUAUUUUUGAAUGAAAUUCUGAUCAAGUUUAAGAAUCUUUCAAUCUUUGGAGUUGAGAGAGCAACUGUGUAUAUUGUCAUUUUCCUGCAUGUGUUUUAGUUAAAUGGGAUCCUUCCUUUUGUUUUAUGAAUAUGUAACGCUAUGAUCGUUUCAUAUAAAUUGUGUCGUCCUUCAUCCGAUCCCA